Molecule: messenger RNA, 669 nt
Organism: Lindgomyces ingoldianus
Lineage: Eukaryota; Fungi; Ascomycota; Dothideomycetes; Pleosporales; Lindgomycetaceae
Exons: 10
Coding region: 1-669 (222 amino acids)
Source: RefSeq, a predicted model, not a curated record
AUGAAUUGGGUGGUUAGCGGGUACCGGAUUGAAGGUGAAGCCUCAUGCGUAUUUUAUAGAGAGGCUGGCGAACCUUGGAAGGCAGAGGCUCAAGAUUCUACUGGUGAGCUUCAGGGAUACAAGUCCCCCGUACAAGUCGGCGGACCAUGUGGCCACAAGGCUGAUUUAACUUCCUUUUCCUCUUCACUACCUGGGGGCCUCAGCUUUUCUGUCGAUUGCAUUCAAUGCGCACGGCUAAAGAAAAUACAUGUCAUCAUUUUCAAAAUUGGACUUGGACGACUUUGCGACGGAUACCCUGCUCUUUCCGCUCGGGCAGCUCGAGAUCCAGAUAAUGAGGCUUUCAUCUUUCGCUACCGACUCAUCGCGCUCGAAAAUGAAAUAGAUCAGCUAGAGACGCCCAUGAAGCAUGCGGAUGAUCCAACCGGCAUGAGACAAUGCGAGGAGAGAAUCCAGAUGAACUUCGCCGCCAACGUGGAUAAAACUCUCCUCCUGCAAGCCCAGACUGCAGAUUUUAAACUUUUUCCCGACUAUCUUGAAGGCCAUUCUUUCAAGGGCGACGGGAUGGAUUCGAUGCCAAUCACCAGGGGCCGUGCCAAAGAUUUCCUAGCCGAGGAAUCCGACCUCCGACCGUUAGACCGUAUCACAAUCUACAAGAACAUCACGUUGUGA